Molecule: messenger RNA, 865 nt
Organism: Diprion similis
Lineage: Eukaryota; Metazoa; Arthropoda; Insecta; Hymenoptera; Diprionidae
Exons: 4
Coding region: 1-810 (269 amino acids)
Source: RefSeq, a predicted model, not a curated record
AUGACUCUCGGACUCCAGUGGAAAACAGCAGUGCUCAGCUGCUGCUGUUUCGCGAUAUUCUGCUCGGCUAACGAUCAGGUGCAAUUUACCACCGUGGCGUCUCUGCAGGAGAGUCAACUCGUCGCAUCGAAGGAAAACAAAAAUCCUGACGGCGGCUGGACCUGGAGUCAACCGGAUACGGCGUCAUCACUCAUCUCCGAAACGCAAACUCCUCCGCCAAACUUCCUCUCGAGUAAUUAUUUGUCAGGACAGAACUUCAAUCGAAACGGGGGCGUCGCACUGAGGUCGGAAUAUUUUCCGUACCCGUACGAAGUCGGUCCUCCAGUAGACGAUGCGCAUCCUGUGUUCGCAAGCCAAAACACUGACAACACUCUAGCGUCGAUUAAAAAGCAUUUUGCCAUUGUCAGUUUCAUUGGGCUUCUUCUACUCUUCGCAAUAGUCCAGAACAGCAUAUCUGCAUCGAGGCAAAAAGAGGUCUUAUCGUUGCGCGAGAAACGUGACGUCGCCGCAAUCCAUGGAUCGGAUCCCAUGCUCCCCGAGAUCGAAGACGUCUUGAGUGAGGAUACCAAGGUACGUUGCAUGCAGCGUACUCUGUGUCUUGAGAGUAAAAAACUUGGUCAGCAUUUGGGAAGAACUGGAAAGCUUCUGGCCAGUUACUUGACACGAACUGUCGAAAAUUCUUUGGAGGAUUCUUCCGGCUGGUACAGACUCCUUCAGGAUGCUAGCCAGGCGGGUCUUCGGGGGGAAGAUUGUAGAAUUCUCUACAGGGAUUGCAGCCCCGCUGAGGAAUCGAGACCAAAGCUUGAUUAGAUUGUUGAAAAAUAAUUGAAAUUUCGAUUUCCACAUUCAUUAUCAUACGUGACUU